CUGAGUGUGCCAUCACAUUGUUCUUACUUAGAGAUGUUCAUUUUGACAUAUUCAGCAGUUUUGAUAAGACAUCAGUGCCAGCAUCAGUCAAUAACUUGCUAUGGGAGACACCCGGUACCAGACACCUAAAGGAAAUGAUCUGCCCUGCACAUUACCAGAAAACUAUGAGGUUCUGGACAUUGUGGGGAAGGGGUGCUAUGGAGUUGUAGCAAAAUGUUAUAAACAAGACUCCAAAGAGACAGUGGCAGUUAAGGUCUCACAAUACACCAAAACAGCAAAGAAGGAGAUUUCGAUGUUGACUAACCUCAUGAAAAAAGGCCUGCAUAAGUACAACAUUAUCCAGUUUCAUGAGUCAUUUGAAUUGGAAGAGGGAAAUGCACUGGUGUUUGAGAUACUGGACAUCAGCCUGCAUGAUUACAUGACACAGAGACAUAUAGCUCGUCUUCCAUCAUAUGUCAUCAGAGCUCUCAUCCAGCAGCUGGCUACUGCACUCAAUGUCCUGAAGAAAGUUGGCGUGAUCCACACAGAUAUAAAAAUGGACAACAUUAUGUUGGUGGACCGCCUAAGGAAGCCCUUCAGGGUAAAACUUAUUGAUUUUGGCUUGGCAAUUCCUAGAUCGCAAGCCCGUCAAGGAGGUGUUUAUCAGCCUCAUCCCUACAGAUCACCAGAAAUUAUCCUGGGAGCCCCAUUCACAGAGGCCAUUGACAUGUGGUCACUAGGCUGUGUUAUGGCACUAAUGCAUGGAAGGAGACUUUUCCCUAGGUGCUCUGAACAUAACCUGAUUAAAUACAUGACUGACUUCUUUGGCCAACCAGCAGACGACUUUCUGGAUACUGGUUUAAAAACAGAACAAUUCUUUGAAAAACAUUCUGGCAGUCAGUGGAGUUUGAAGAAAUGUGAGGAGACUGGGAGCCCUGGACAAAGAAGACGCUACACAUUGUGUUCCCUGGAUGCAUUGAAGACAAUGGAUUUGGAUGAGGAGGACCUGGAAGAAGUUACUGACAGAUGGGAGUCUAUCGAGCUCAUGAAAAAGAUGCUACAAAUGGAUCCACGAGAGAGGAUUACCCCCAAGAAAGUCCUUAGACAUCCCUUUAUUACCAAGAGCCAUCUGAUUGGUAUCUCAUGGUCAACCUUUCCAUCAGAGGAUGUCCUUGUGCAGCCCCUAGAUUCAAGAGGCUUGAAAGAGAUUUGGUUGACAGCAAAAGAGGAAAUUUUCUACAGCACUGGAAGCACUUCUGACAGUUUCUGGUCAGCUUUAACAACAACACCAAAAGAUGUACUGCAUCAGCUGACCUGUUCAGUCAACAGCAGUUCUCAGACUGAACAACAUUCACAGAGGAGUUUUCUGACAGGAGGUUUCCCUCACAUCAGCAGUCCCACUGACAUCUUCUGGUCAGUGCAACCAGAAAAUAUUGUGGAUCAGCCAAUAAAUUCAGAUAACAGCACCUCUCCAGAGGUAUUAACAACAGCCAAACAGGAGUUUAUGAACAGCAUCAACAGAAUUUGA
Molecule: messenger RNA, 1507 nt
Organism: Lates calcarifer (barramundi perch)
Lineage: Eukaryota; Metazoa; Chordata; Actinopteri; Centropomidae
Product: homeodomain-interacting protein kinase 1
Exons: 11
Coding region: 101-1507 (468 amino acids)
Biological process (GO): positive regulation of transcription by RNA polymerase II; intrinsic apoptotic signaling pathway in response to DNA damage by p53 class mediator; peptidyl-serine phosphorylation
Cellular component (GO): nucleus; PML body; cytoplasm
Molecular function (GO): SMAD binding; protein serine/threonine kinase activity; transcription corepressor activity
Source: RefSeq, a predicted model, not a curated record